AUGGAAAAGUUGAUUAACUUACAAUUACUAGAAAAAUUAUAUAACAAAAAUUGUACAUCCAAUAAGGGUUUCAAAUAUGCAUAUGGUACCGCCGGCUUUAGAUACAAUGCUGAUGUUUUAAACACCGUUAUGUUUACCACGGGUAUAUUGUCUGUUCUAAGAUCCAUUUAUCUACAAAAUAAAACAAUAGGUAUUAUGAUUACUGCUUCGCAUAAUCCACCACAAGACAAUGGUGUUAAAAUUGUUGAACCAAUGGGGGAGAUGUUGGAUCAAUCUUGGGAAUCAAUAGCUACUGAUCUGGCCAACUCUGCUUCAAACAGUUAUAAUGACUUCAUUACCUAUUUAAACCAUCUAAUUAAAGAUAAGGGUAUUGACCUUAUUGAUACCUCUAAUGGUAUUGGAUCCGUUAUUGUUGGCAGGGAUUCUAGAGAAAGUGGGCCAAGAUUAUUGGAGACAGUUUUAGAUGCCGUCUAUUGUUUUCAACAUGAUAGUACUGAAAGGGUUUCCAAAAUUUUAGAUGCUGGCAUUUUAACCACUCCACAGUUACAUUAUUUAGUUUAUAAAACUAAUGUUGCAAAAACACUAGAAAAAAAUGAAAUUGGUAUUGGCUGUUAUUUUGAUGAUUUUACGAGAGCUUGGCUUGAUUUGUGUGAAUUAUACGGUUUCAGCACCGAACACUUGAAAUUUGCAUUGACCAUUGAUGCAGCUAACGGUGUUGGCGGUUUUCAAAUGGAAAAAAUGAUUUCAUUACUAUUCACCUCGUGUAAAACUACUGUAGAUGGUGGAAAUAGUACUAAUAUCUCAAUUGUUAACAAUGAUUGGCAAAAACCUAAUUUGUUAAAUAAUAAAUGUGGUGCUGAUUAUGUGAAAACGAACCAAUGCUUGCCAAAUGGUGUCGUUUCUAAUAGCAAAUUCAGCACAGGAGGAGAAAACACACAAAAAUUAAACUGUUCCUUUGAUGGUGAUGCUGAUAGAGUAAUAUUUUACUAUCAAGACAAUGAGAAUAAAAGUAGCUUUCAUUUAUUGGAUGGAGACAGAAUCUCCACUUUAUUUGCCAAGUUUUUUCAGCACUUAUUAAAGGAAUCAGGUUUGUUGGAUGCUUCUGAUAAUGAUAUUAAAGUAGGUGUUGUUCAAACUGCUUAUGCUAAUGGUAACUCUACUAAAUAUAUUACCGAAGUAUUGAAAAUGGAUGUUUCUUGUACACCAACAGGCGUAAAACACUUGCACCAUGAAGCUGUUGAAAAAUAUGAUAUUGGUAUUUAUUUUGAGGCCAAUGGUCACGGUACAAUAGUGUUUUCCGAGAAAAUUAAAUCACUAGUGAAUAAUAGCAUGUCUAAUGGUAACAAAGCUUUGAAAACUAUUGAAAUUUUUACUAGGCUAAUUAAUAGAACUGUAGGGGAUGCUAUCUCCGAUAUGCUAGGUGUUUUGGCAGUAUUGUGUAUAUUAAACUUGACUCCUCAAGAUUGGUAUAAUGAAUAUUCAGAUUUACCAAAUAAAUUGAUUAAAGUUGUUGUUCCUGAUAGAACUGUAUUUAAAACCACUAAUGCCGAAAGACAAUUAGUUUCCCCGGCCGGUUUACAAGGUAAAAUUGACGAAUUAGUUAGUUCUUAUGGUGCUGAUAGCAGAUCUUUUGUUAGAGCUAGUGGGACUGAAGAUGCUGUUAGAGUCUACGCUGAAUCUAGCACCAAAGAAAUGGCUGAAAGUUUAGCCGAGAAAGUAGGUCAACUAGUAAGCAAUUGUUGUGGUGAAUAG
Saccharomycodes ludwigii is the source of this 1752-nucleotide messenger RNA. RefSeq names its product phosphoacetylglucosamine mutase PCM1 (gene PCM1). Gene Ontology annotation, biological process: UDP-N-acetylglucosamine biosynthetic process; carbohydrate metabolic process. The transcript has a single exon. Gene Ontology annotation, molecular function: magnesium ion binding; phosphoacetylglucosamine mutase activity. The coding region runs from base 1 to 1752 and encodes 583 amino acids. The record is from RefSeq and is a predicted model, not a curated record. NCBI's taxonomy places the organism in Eukaryota, Fungi, Ascomycota, Saccharomycetes, Saccharomycodales, Saccharomycodaceae.